Molecule: messenger RNA, 1606 nt
Organism: Plectropomus leopardus (leopard coralgrouper)
Lineage: Eukaryota; Metazoa; Chordata; Actinopteri; Perciformes; Serranidae
Source: RefSeq, a predicted model, not a curated record
UUUCCUUUGGAUUGGGGAAAUGCUUAAAAACUCGUUUUGUGUAAUUCCUUAAUCAGUUUAAUUCUAGGAAUUGUGCGGCGUUACUGGGCGAGUCUAUCUGUAUGAUUUCUCUCAAUGUGUGGAAUAAUGCAUUUGCCGAGCAGAACGAGCUCUGUGUGGAUAUAUCUGCUGUUCGUGUUGCUGGAUUGUUACUGGGAAACGGUGUCUGGGCAGCUCUCUUACUCCGUCUCAGAAGAGGUGAAUCUGGGGACUGUUGUCGGAAAUAUCGCUAAAGAUCUCAACAUCAAUGUCCAGGAUUUGGAGUCCCGCAUGUUUCAGAUCGUUGCUGGAUCAAAGAGAAAAUAUUUCGAGGUAAAUCUAAAGACUGGCGCCCUGUACGUUAAUGAGAGAAUAGAUCGAGAGGAGCUCUGCGGCGAUGAAGCAAAAUGUAUUCUCAGUAUAGAGGCAGUAAUAAAUAACCCUUUAAAAUUGUACAGAAUUGAAGUUAUAGUUUUGGAUGUAAAUGAUAAUUCCCCGUCGUUUCUCAGCACAUCGCAGGUAUUCAACAUUACAGAGAACACGGCAGCAGGGGCCAGAUUUCCUCUGCAUCCUGCCGACGAUGCAGACGUCGGUAAAAAUACUGUAAAUAGCUACAAACUGAGCCAAAAUGAACACUUCUCUCUUGCAACACAUAAAGGAGAGAGUAUAUCACCCGAGUUACAGCUUCAGAAAGUUUUAGACAGAGAAAAACAGUCUGUGAUUCAACUCAUUCUGACUGCCAUCGACGGAGGAACUCCUGCUAAAUCUGGCAGCAUGACUAUAAUGGUGAAUGUGUUGGACAUUAAUGAUAAUCCUCCCGUUUUCAGUCAAACUCUGUAUAAAGCCAGUGUGUAUGAGAAUGUUAAGAUAGGUACAUCAAUAAUCACAUUAAAUGCUACUGAUUUAGAUGCAGGCCAAAAUGGACAAGUGUUAUACUUGUUUAAUAAAGUAGGUCGAGGGAAACAAAAUGAUCUGUUUGCUAUAGACGAAAAAACGGGCACUGUAACAAACAAAAAGACCCUCAACUUUGAGGAAAAUAGUGCUUUUGAAAUUCGAGUACAAGCCAGUGAUGGAGCCUCUUCUCCUCUCACCUCAAAUGCCAAAUUAUUGAUUGAAGUUUUAGACGUCAAUGACAAUGCCCCUGAAAUUUCUGUGACAUCACUGUUAAAUGCAGUGAAAGAGGAUGCGUCCAUUGGCACCGCCAUUGCACUUGUUUCAGUGUUUGAUAAAGACGGAGGUAAAAAUGGGAUGGUGAACUGUAAAAUCUCUAGUAACGUUCCUUUUAAAUUGGAGCCGAAUUACAAGAAUUACUAUUCGUUGGUGGUCAACGGUCCUCUUGACAGAGAGAGCUCAUCUGAAUACAACAUUAGCAUCACUGCUACUGAUGAGGGCAGCCCACCUCUCUCCAGCACGAGCGUUAUUAAUGUGCACGUGUCAGAUGUGAAUGAUAACAAACCUCUUUUCACAGAAAACAUAAUCAAUGUUUAUGUGAAAGAAAACAGUCCAGUAGGAGCAGUUUUAAAAACAGUUUCUGCAAUUGAUGCUGACAUCGAUCAGAAUGGUCAGGUGAGCUAUUCAUUUUUACAAA